CCCGCGGGAUGAAGUGCGUGUUUGUUACCGUAGGGACCACCAGCUUUGACGACCUCAUUGCGUGUGUGUCAGCGCCCGACAGUCUACAAAAAAUCGAGAGCCUUGGUUACAGCCGACUUAUCCUGCAAAUUGGUAGAGGAAUGGUGGUACCUGAACCCUUCAGUACUGAGUCAUUUACUCUGGAUGUUUACAGGUGCAGGAAGCUGUUUGGAGACUCUGGAAAAAGGCAAGCCACUCGUGGUAGUUAUAAACGAAAAGCUGAUGAACAAUCAUCAGCUGGAACUGGCAAAACAGCUACACAAAGAGGGUCAUCUCUUCUAUUGUACCUGCAGCACGCUUCCUGGGCUGUUACAGUCAAUGGACUUAUCAACACUGAAAUGUUAUCCUCCUGGCCAGCCAGAAAAAUUUUCUGCAUUUUUGGAUAAAGUUGUUGGAUUACAAAAAUAAACACUAAACUCUCAACACUUUAAAAAACAACCCCCAAAUUCAACCUAUGGAAUGUGAUUAAAUCAAAUUAAAUACAUAAUAUAUAUUUAGAGAAUAAUAUAGUUAAUAAAUUACCUACAUCUAUAGAACGUAUAGGAAAUUUUAUGGUGUGCACAUUUGCAUUUGGGUCCAAAUCCUAAUUGCAGUUUAGUAAACUCACUAGAUUUUUUUUUCUGAUCUUCAGUAUGUAGUGAGCAUUCACAGGUUUUAUCCUAGAAUCCCAAGUGGAUUUAGAAUCGUGAAAAUGAGUGACAUUUGAAAACUUUGACAAAGUUUAUAAAUGUACAGGUAGUUAGUUUGAUGUUCCUUAGAAUAAAAAAUGAAACAGUAACAACUUUUUAAAAAUUUUACAUGAGAAUCAGCAUCUUUAGCUUUAUAAUCUAAGGAGCCAAAUUUAAAAAAUGAUGGAUUAUGCUCUGUGAAAUAAAAAGUUCAAUCAUUGCCUAAAAAUGAUGA
Molecule: messenger RNA, 942 nt
Organism: Sapajus apella (tufted capuchin)
Lineage: Eukaryota; Metazoa; Chordata; Mammalia; Primates; Cebidae
Product: putative bifunctional UDP-N-acetylglucosamine transferase and deubiquitinase ALG13
Exons: 2
Coding region: 9-425 (138 amino acids)
Biological process (GO): dolichol-linked oligosaccharide biosynthetic process
Source: RefSeq, a predicted model, not a curated record